CCGAAUUAUCGAACAACAAUCCGCGCAAUCUAGCAAAUAAUCCGGUGAUCUGUCUUCAAAUUAUUUCCUGAGUAACAUUGCAAGUCCAAUGUUUACGUUUUGCUGUGCCGACUUGUAAGACGAUGGAGUGGUCUAAAGAGAAGACUUUAAAGUUAAUUGAGUUGUUACAAGUAAAUGCUAGCUUAUGGAAUCCUUCUUUGUGUGAUACACGAAGGGACAAACAGAAGAGAAAGGAAGAAUUGCGAGGGAUUUCUGCGAUACUAGGUAUUUCUGUGUCGGAUACUACUAAGAAAAUACAGCAUUUGCGGACGCAGUAUAACCGGGAAGCCGCUAGAGAAGCCAGGGCGAACGAGGAAGACCCUGAAGACAGAUUUUUGAGUAACUGGUACGCGUUUGAAUACUUGCACUUCAUGAAGGACUCAAGUAAACCUUACAGAGUAUUACAGCUGGAUACCCAUCCAGAAGUCAACAGUAGUCUUCCCUCAAACACUGAUAGCUUUGUUGAAUCCCUCCAAAACAAACUAGAGAACCAUUCUCCACCCCACAAGGUUCCACGAACAGACAACUUGCACUUAGUCAAACCUGAGCUGGUAUACUCUUCGCCACAAUCAAGAGACGAGUUCUCAGUGUUUGGAGAAUAUAUUGCUAACGAGUUAAGGUCCUUAAAAGGUGAGAAGAACUUGUUAGUGUUGAAGAAGAAGAUUCAGGAUGCUAUAUUUGAAGUCAAAAUGGGGAUGAUUCACGAGCCAAAGACGGAAGAGAGUGCAUGCACAGUGUAUGUCCACACCAGUCAACCACAAAAUGUGGCACCUAUACAUAGUAAGCUUUAUACUACACCAGUUAUGACAACAACUGCCCAUAUAAACCAGCACACAGCCCAAACACCUACUUCAAGCAUCAGUGAGAUCAUUAUCAAUGGUGCAUGCCAUUAUUCCAAUUUCAAAGUGGACAGCCAAUAGCAGUGUCAUCCACUUCCCAAUGGGGAAGUGGAUAAAAAUGAGACUUAUAGUAUUAGGAAUUAAAGGAUACUCUUCAUUUAUAAAGCCUCCGCCACACAU
Leguminivora glycinivorella is the source of this 1058-nucleotide messenger RNA. RefSeq lists its product as uncharacterized. The record is from RefSeq and is a predicted model, not a curated record. Bases 123 to 959 code for a protein of 278 amino acids. NCBI's taxonomy places the organism in Eukaryota, Metazoa, Arthropoda, Insecta, Lepidoptera, Tortricidae. The transcript has 2 exons.